Molecule: messenger RNA, 270 nt
Organism: Pestalotiopsis fici W106-1
Lineage: Eukaryota; Fungi; Ascomycota; Sordariomycetes; Amphisphaeriales; Sporocadaceae
Exons: 1
Coding region: 1-270 (89 amino acids)
Source: RefSeq, a predicted model, not a curated record
AUGCCUCCUACUCCCAACCGUCGCGUUCGUGCUACUCCUCUCAAGCGCAAACCUGAGGCCCAGAUCAUUGUUCCGCACCCCCAAGGCCCAGAAGCGCAAGUGGAACAACGGACUUUGCGCUCGAGAACCCUCCUAACCGAGGCCGAAAAGGCCUGCUGGCAUUGCAUCUUUCGUGUCAUCGAGAAUUACGAUCCCAAGGUUGGAACUGCCCCUCUUUCUCCUACGAGUUGCUUCUGCUACCUCUACUUCCUGCUUGGGCUGUACCAAUGA